This is a messenger RNA of Salvelinus fontinalis (brook trout), 2494 nucleotides long. Its product is annotated as interferon regulatory factor 8-like. The transcript is spliced from 9 exons. Gene Ontology annotation, molecular function: protein binding; RNA polymerase II cis-regulatory region sequence-specific DNA binding; DNA-binding transcription factor activity, RNA polymerase II-specific. Gene Ontology annotation, biological process: regulation of transcription by RNA polymerase II; immune system process. NCBI's taxonomy places the organism in Eukaryota, Metazoa, Chordata, Actinopteri, Salmoniformes, Salmonidae. Gene Ontology annotation, cellular component: nucleus. The coding region runs from base 123 to 1451 and encodes 442 amino acids. The record is from RefSeq and is a predicted model, not a curated record.
GUAAAGAUUUAUUCUAUUGACUCUGAGACAUCGACUUGGUGUUAAGGUUUAAAAGUCUUCAAUAAUCUAUUUGAAGCAUAUCACAAGGAUAUCUAAAGGACUUGUCAAUACAAAAAUAAAAGAUGUCAGUAAACCCGGGCGGUCGGAGGCUGAAACAGUGGCUAGUUGAGCAGAUCCAGAGCGGUCAGUAUCCGGGGCUGCUCUGGGAGGACGACAGCCGCACUAUGUUCCGCAUCCCCUGGAAACAUGCUGGGAAGCAAGAUUACAACCAGGAGGUCGACGCUUCUAUCUUCAAGGCCUGGGCUGUGUUUAAGGGGAAGUUUAAGGAGGGGGAGAAGGCUGAGCCUGCUACAUGGAAGACCAGGCUGCGGUGUGCCCUGAAUAAGAGCCCUGACUUCGAGGAGGUGGGAGACAGGUCCCAGCUGGACAUCUCUGAGCCCUACAAGGUGUACCGCAUCGUCCCCGAGGAGGAGCAGAAGACAGGUAAAGGUGCAGCAGCAGCUUUGACAUCUAGCCCUGGUGACAUUACUGACAUGGACUGCAGCUCUGCAGACCUGGAGGAGCUCAUCAAAGAGUCUUCCAGUGAUGAGUACCUUGGCAUCGUCAAGAGGAGCCACUCUCCCCAGGAGGAUGGCUGUAGGAUGCAGCCCAGCCCAGAGUACUGGUCCCAGGGCAGCGUCAGUGUCUUCCCGGGGCAUCAAGAUCCCUCGCCGAUGGGUUCUUUCAAUGCCGCCUUCUCCCAGAUGAUCAUUAACUUCUUCUAUGGUGGGAAGCUGAUGGACAGCGUGGUGACAUCUCAUGCUGAUGGCUGUCGUAUCUCUCCGGAUCAGCCUCCCUUGGUACAGCACAGGUCCCCCUACGGUCUCGCAGACAGCCUGCAGAACGUCCGUUUCCCUCCCGCUGAGCUCAUCGAUGUUGAGCGCCAACGCCAUGUCACCCGCAAGCUCCUGGGCCACCUGGAGAGGGGCGUGCUGGUCCGUGCUAACCGCGAGGGCAUCUUCAUCAAGAGGCUGUGCCAGAGUCGUGUGUUCUGGAGUGGGCAGGGGGGAUUGGGCCCCCACUACAGCCAUGGGGGGCCCUGCAAACUGGAGAGAGACGCUGUGGUCAAGAUUUUUGACACAGGAAGGUUCUUCCAAGCUCUCCAGCUGUACCAGGAGGGACAGCUUCCCGCACCUGACCCCAUGGUGACCCUGUGUUUCGGGGAGGAGCUUCAUGAUCUCAGCACAGCCAAGAGCAAACUUAUCAUCGUCCAGGUCACUCCAGUGAACUGUCAGCAGCUGUUGGAUGCGGUGAGCAUGCGUCGUUCCCAGUACAGCAGUCCUAACCUGGAGAUCCAGUCAGACGAGCUGCAGGCCGGGGAACAGAUGGCCAGGAUCUACCAGGACCUGUGUAGCUACACCGCCCCCCAGAGGGCAGCCUGCUACAGGGACAACAUGCCCAUCACCGCCUGAACAGAGCACCUUCCUUCACUCCCCCUCAUUGAUAUAACAAGAAAGGACUGACAUGAAAUAUUGUGAAAUAUGUCACUAACAUACACUUCAGCGUCUCACACCUCUUAGCCCUUGCUUACACCAUUCCAAUGCUUUUCAAUUCUUCAGAGCCAAUGAGCAAGAGCAUACUUUGAUGAAUGGAGAAAGCCAACAAAGCCAAUACUUGCAAGGUGUGAACUGAUAGGACACAAAGCUAUGCAGCUUGGGUGUUACAGAGGCACUGUGUGUCAAGAAAGGGAAUUACUAUACAACCGUAUUACAAAUGGUGCUGUAAAGGUAUUAAAAGGUUUACUCAUCAAAUGUACCACCCCAGUAAGUAUACCACAUGUUUCCCCCAAUCCAGAAUAAAAACACAGUAAAAAUGUGUCUGUCUUGUAAACCUACUAUCAUCAAUGUUAUCACUAUUCAUUUUUAAACAACAUGUGGUUAAUUUACUACAGCAGUAAAUUUGAUUGAAUAAACAAUGAAGUGUUGAAUGUUAUAUUAGAAUUUGUGUCUAUCAAUUGACUAGCUUUUGUCAGAUUUCUCACCUGCUUUUAAUGUAUUUUUUAUGAUGGAAAAUGUGAUUGAUAUUCAAUCCAAUAGUCCAUACUAGUCAUCAUAUCAAAGUGUAUAUACAUUUAAACAUGUUAAAUCAGAGGCCAGUAUAACUGUAAAAUGUCGAACAUCCUUAAAAUGUUUAUAUUUUUUCUAUUUGUACUCUAGAAACAUAUUUUUCUUAUACUGUAUGAGAGAUUUUAUUUGAUAUAGAUAGGUUUUACUAUCGUAUUCUGCCCACUGUUUUACUCUCUCUGAAUUCAUUUUUCAAACUUUGAAAUAAUAUCAAACUUUUCAGUGAAUCUCUUAAUUUGGCUUGUAUUUUAUUUCUGAGCUGUUAUACAGCAAUAUCUAUAAAGUCACAUACUGAAAGUAUCAUUGUUUGAGGCUUUGAUGAUGGCUUGAAAACCACAGCUAAAACUAUUCAGCACACAAUAAACCAGAAUAAAUUGUAAAAUUACAUAUUU